Molecule: messenger RNA, 678 nt
Organism: Danaus chrysippus (African queen)
Lineage: Eukaryota; Metazoa; Arthropoda; Insecta; Lepidoptera; Nymphalidae
Source: the annotation of a GenBank genome assembly
AUGGUUGGAUCUUCGUGGGAAGAUGUUAGAAAACAAGCUCGCAUACUAGAAAACGACAUAGAUGUGAAACUAGUAGCGUUCAGUAAGCUGGGAGUUAGCUCGGGAACUUCUGGUUUGAACUCGGAGACCAUGCCACUGAUCAAUAGUGAGGAUAUGUUCGACACCAUGUCUAUGGAACUACAGCAACUGUUAAGUAAGCUGUCACAAAUAAACGACAAAAUGGCUGAUAUUGCACCCAGCGGGACAGCUACAAUGCACACCAUUAAGAGGCACAGGGAAAUUCUUAUGGAUUAUCAGCAGGAGUUUGAUCGCACCUCAGCACGUGUGUCUGCUCGUCGUGAGAGAGAGGAACUACUGGGAGGAGGGAUGGGGGGAGGCGCGCCCUCAGUGGGGCUCAGUAGGAGAGAUCAGUAUGGAAAAGAGGCGGCUCAUUUGCACAGUUCCCAUAUCCUGGUUGACGAACAAAUAAACAUAGCGAUGGAGGCCCGGGAACAUCUCACAUCACAGAGACAGGCUUUCAAGAGAAUGCAGACAAGAUUCAAUGAUAUUGCUAACAGGUUUCCGAUGCUGAAUAGCUUGAUCUACAGGAUAAAUGCUCGCAAACGACGUGAUUCUCUCAUAAUUGGUGUGGUUGUAGCUGUAUGCACCUUCCUCUUGCUACUAUAUGCAUUCCAUUAA